Molecule: messenger RNA, 941 nt
Organism: Penaeus vannamei (Pacific white shrimp)
Lineage: Eukaryota; Metazoa; Arthropoda; Malacostraca; Decapoda; Penaeidae
Source: RefSeq, a predicted model, not a curated record
AGACGUGACACCUGCACUGAACAAGAACGUGUUUCUGAUUGAAAGCGCGUGCAAGAGCAAGCCCACCUAUCGUGCUUGGUGUGCCGUGGAAAGUUUCAGCCGCGAGAAUCCGGAGGCAGACGUGUGGUUCGUGAUGACGUCACCGACAGUAAACGACGACGAGGGUCUUCCUUCUCGUCUUCUCCAAAACUACACGAACCUACACGUUGUCACGACGGAUCUGGGGACGGUCUUCAAGGACACGUUGCUCGAAGAAUUCUUCAUGUCUGGGAGAUGGCACCGAGACACACCUUGGCCGAUGAUACAGCUGAGUGACAUCCUGAGAGUCGCUCUGCUGUGGCGAUUCGGAGGCUUCUACACGGACAUCGACACCGUCUGCCUCAAGAACAUCUCUCCGCUGCGGAACUUCGUCCUAGCCGGCCGGUCCGCGAGGAAUCAAAUCGCCAACGGAGCCUUUCAUUUCGAGCACCACCACGAAUUCUUGGCGUUCUUGAUGCCGCAGAUGAUCGCGGAAUAUAAGCCAAAACUGUGGGGAUCAAUGGGACCGAUCACGAUGACCAAAUGCAUCAAGAAUCUUUGCAAGAUACCAGACAUGCGGCAAAUAUUUCCUAGCAACAGUUCGGAACCCGUCAAGUGUGGUAACAUUACCAUUAUCCCCAAUGAAUACCUAUUACCAUAUCCAUGGUGGGAAUAUAAAAAGGUCUACGAACCUGGGAAAUGGCAGGAAUUUAUGGCUCAAUUUAAGAACAAAUCGUACUCGAUACACGCCUAUGAAAACAAAAGCAAGCGUUUGAAGAUUGUACAAGGAUCAGACAGCGUCUACGAAGGAGCAGCCAGGAACUUCUGCCCCUUCACGCACCCUCUCCUGGCUUGAGGCUCGCUACGCAGAUCCUGGUUUCCUUGUGUGGUGCACAGAUUUUCAUAAUAAUACUAAUUUAUGU